This is a messenger RNA of Melampsora larici-populina 98AG31, 687 nucleotides long. RefSeq lists its product as uncharacterized. The transcript has 2 exons. Bases 250 to 456 code for a protein of 68 amino acids. The record is from RefSeq and is a predicted model, not a curated record. NCBI's taxonomy places the organism in Eukaryota, Fungi, Basidiomycota, Pucciniomycetes, Pucciniales, Melampsoraceae.
AGUCCUAGUCCGAGCCCUCCUCCCAAGAAUAAAAAAGGAAAGAAUAAGAAAUUAACUAGGCGUGAACUUGAAGAAGAUGAAGAUGAUACUCCUGAGCUGAGGUUUGUCCGCAGCAAGAGGAGUCCUGUCAACUCACAACCCCCAACCAAACAAUCUCGCACGACCGGCCCAAAGCUCGUAGCCCAGUCAAUUGAUCGAGCAGUGGAAUUAGAAGAUCAAGCUGAAAGCGAUAGAAUCACGAUAGCAAAGAUGAAAUUAGAACAACAUCCAAAACGUAAAGAAGCGAUGGCAAUAUUCAACGCUGAAUUCCGCAACGAACUGAAACCAGCUCACAUCAACCAAGUAGCAAACAAAUUAAAAGAGGAUGAUACAGCCUCUUUCUUCUUCCAUAUGCACAAGGAUAAUCACUGGAAUUGGUUGAAAGAGGAAGCAGGAGUAUCAGCAGAGUAUGAAUAGGGAAUCAUUCAAAUGAUUCUCUUUGUUUGUUCUUUAAAAGAAAGAUCAUUAUAAUUUAGAUAUAUGUAUUCAGAUAUAUGUAUUCUCAUAUUAUCAUUUGUAUCUUAGCACUCCAAAAUCGAUUGUACAACAAUAGCUUAACAUGAUCCUAAUCAUCUUAUUAUUAUCAUAUAAUUUUUUUAUAACAACAAUUACUCGUAAAAAUGAUUGAGAAAGUAAAAAUGAAAAUGC